Messenger RNA from Topomyia yanbarensis, 1183 nucleotides. RefSeq names its product CD2 antigen cytoplasmic tail-binding protein 2 homolog (gene holn1). The transcript is spliced from 2 exons. Lineage: Eukaryota; Metazoa; Arthropoda; Insecta; Diptera; Culicidae. Gene Ontology annotation, molecular function: protein binding. Gene Ontology annotation, cellular component: U5 snRNP. The record is from RefSeq and is a predicted model, not a curated record. Bases 93 to 1136 code for a protein of 347 amino acids.
ACUAAAAUAAAUAAUCGGUCAUCUUGUUUACAACGCGAUUUUUGCUAAAAUUUUCUUUUCGCUAACAGUAAGGAAACUGUUUCAUUUUUCUGAUGUACAAACGUACAGCUUCCGUGGUUGCCGAAGAGGACAACUAUUUGGAUGAUCUUGUGCAGGAUAAACAGAGCAAUCGACCCUCUACCAGCAAGCAUACUCUGGAUUCCGACGAAGAAGACAGCGGUGACGAUGAAGCUCAGUAUAAUGUUCUUACCGAGAACGACAUCGAAGGCGAGGAGGAUGGAAUCGCGCGUGUCGAUGGAGAAACCAAAUUUACCCCCUUCAACAUGAAGGAAGAAAUGGAAGAAGGUCAUUUCGAUGCAGAUGGGCAUUAUUUAUGGAAGAAAGGAGCUGAGAUUCGAGACAAUUGGCUGGAUAACAUAGAUUGGGUCAAAAUAAAGAACGAUCCUAAUUAUAAGGAUAAAAAGCUAGGCGCGGUGAAAGGAUUGGGAGAGUCCGACUCAGAAGACGAAGAAAAUGAGAUGGUGAAAACUUUUGAUUCAUAUUCCACGUAUAAAAGCAUUCUGGAUAUGAUGGAACCCAAGGAAACCAUCAAGAAAGCUCUCCAGAGGAUCGGUAAAAAGACGGUGAAAAUGACCACAGCCCAACGUUGGAAGUUGAAAAAAUCUGGUUUUUUGGACGAAUCCAGUGAAAAAAUAACAAAAUUAACAGAAUUAGCCAACGAAAUUCUGACACGAGAAGGUAACAUGGAUAUUUAUGACGAGACAUACGAAAUGAUUCAGAAAAAGGUGAAGUACCCCAAAGCACUUCAGGAUGAUGAAUUGGAUAUGUAUGCGGAUGAUUUCGAUAACAAAGAAAAGAAUAAAUUGAAAGAAGAUAGUUCUGCAGAAGGCGCAAUCAAUAUUGAUGAAAAACCUUCUGCUUCUGAAAGCCCAGAAAAGGAUACCAAGCAGGUGCAGAUGUGGGAGUAUAAAGAGCAGCAGAAUGCGGAUAAGAUUCAUGGUCCUUUUACAACAGAACAAAUGCAACGAUAUGCCGAGGAAGGACGAUUCAGAGAUGGAGCAUUUGUUAGGAAAGUGGACGCAGAAGAUUCCCGAUUCUAUUCUGCUGCGAGAAUUGAUUUUGAAUUGUACUUGUAACUAUGAUAAAAGUUUUAAAAAUAUAGCACGAUUGUAUCUAAAUAUCA